This is a messenger RNA of Stegostoma tigrinum, 9215 nucleotides long. RefSeq names its product kinesin-like protein KIF27. The coding region runs from base 805 to 5088 and encodes 1427 amino acids. The record is from RefSeq and is a predicted model, not a curated record. Lineage: Eukaryota; Metazoa; Chordata; Chondrichthyes; Orectolobiformes; Stegostomatidae. Gene Ontology annotation, biological process: mitotic spindle organization; microtubule-based movement. The transcript is spliced from 19 exons. Gene Ontology annotation, molecular function: ATP binding; microtubule binding; microtubule motor activity.
CAGCCGGAAGUGAUGUUGCUAGGACACAGUAAUAAACAUAGCGUAACUGCAAGUUGUUGGCUUCGCUACUGAGCGGACUUCUUCAUCUUCAAUAAAUAUGCACUUAGAUCAAAGGAGUCUUGCCGGACGUCUGGAUGAAACAACGGCAGCAGUGUAUACAAGAAUACCACCUCAAUAAUUCCCUGAGGAGGAAAGACAUCAAUCAAAGGCCGUUGUAGGUCACAAAUCAUUUGAAAUGUUGUUGUUCAGCAAUUUAACAGAGCAAAGUUUUAUUUAUUUUAUGUUGUUUUGGACAAUUUCACAGCUUACCAUUGUAUUUGACUCCUUCCAACCAAACAAAUGGACUACAGUAACUAUCUCAAAAUCCAUUUAAUUGUAUAGAAAGGGAAGCAGAUCAUUUGGUUCAAAUAGCCUUUCUUGACACAGCACCCAUGCCAGUUUAUUCUUUCUUUGUACAAUCAUUUAUCCAAUUGAUUCUUAAGUGCUCACAUGGGGCAGGACAUUCUGUGGACAUUCUUACAGGCUCAUAUAGAGUUCAGAAGCCUGCAAUGUGUGGGAAAAUAGUAUUCAAUGUGGUUUUCUCCAUAGUGGCCAAUUAAUGGCCAAAGAACAGAGUAGCACCCAGAUAAGAUUGGCAGGUGGUCUCUUGACUCUCGAGAACCAACUAGAGACUCCCCAGCAUGAAAGGAGCACCAAGAAUCAAUAGAAGUGUACUCACUGCGGAGCAAGGACAUAAGAUGAUUUUCAAAGAAGUUCAAACGUGAAACAACAAUUUGUUGCAUCAAAUGUUUUAAUCUUGCUAAAAUGGAAGAGAUUGCAGUCAAAGUCGCUGUACGGAUUCGACCCCUGCUUCCAAAAGAAAUCCUUCACAACCAUCAAGUUUGUGUUCGGGUUGUUCCCCACACACAGCAAGUUGUGAUUGGGAAAGAUCGUGCUUUUACAUUUGAUUUUGUAUUUGGACAAAAAUCAUCCCAAGAAGACAUAUAUUCUGCCUGCGUAAAACCUUUAGUGAUAUCCGUAAUUGAAGGUUAUAAUGCCACUGUCUUUGCUUACGGACAAACAGGAUCUGGAAAAACAUAUACAAUUGGUGGAGGACAUAUAGCUUCAUUUUCUGAUGAGUUGAAAGGCAUUAUUCCACGUGCCAUUCACGAAAUCUUCCAGAACAUCACUGAAAAUCACAAUGUAGACUUUAAUGUUAAAGUGUCCUAUAUUGAAGUGUAUAAAGAAGAGCUAAGAGAUCUUUUGGAGUUACAGAGCACCAGCAAAGACAUUCAUAUCAGAGAAGAUGAGAAAGGAAACACAGUGAUUAUUGGGGCGAAGGAGUGUGAAAUUGAGACACCGGAUGAGAUGAUGAGUUUGUUGGAGACUGGCAAUGCAGCUCGACACACGGGUACCACCCAGAUGAAUGAGCACUCCAGCCGAUCACAUGCCAUUUUCACAAUGUACCUCAAUCAAAAACGGCCUAAAAAUGAGCAACAAUCAAGUACCGAUGAGGAGCACAUUAUGAACGAAUCAAUAAGGUCAUUUCAACUGAUUUCUUCUAAAUUUUGCUUUGUCGAUCUAGCUGGUUCUGAAAGGGUUACCAAAACAGGAAACACUGGUGAACGAUUUAAGGAAUCAAUUCAAAUAAACAGUGGUCUUCUGGCACUUGGGAAUGUGAUCAGUGCUCUCGGAGAUCCAAAGAGAAAAAGCGUACACAUUCCAUACAGGGAUACUAAGAUAACACGCUUGUUGAAAGACUCUCUUGGAGGAAAUGCCAGAACUGUGAUGAUUGCAUGCAUUAGCCCCAUAUCAUCUAGUUUUGAUGAAUCCCUGAACACUCUGAAAUAUGCCAAUCGAGCCAAGGACAUAAGAAACAAACCUAUUGUAAAUUAUAACCCAGACUGGGAUCGGAUAGAUGAAAUGGAAUUACAAAUCAAAACACUCCGGGAGGCACUGCAGAAUCAACAGACAAGCCUUCUGACUCGUGCAAGUCAGGUUUCUCAGGACUUGUUUCAAGACAAAAAACGGAUCCAUUCUCUGGAGGAGCAGGUUGCCCACCUACAAGUGGAAAGCUAUCACUAUAAACACUGCAUUGAUGAAGCAUUACACUUCUUCUUCGAAUUUAGAGAUGCAAACAGUUUGAAAGAAAACCAAUGGCAAAAGCUGAAGGAGUGGUUCAACAUGGUAGAGGAACUGCAAAAUGAAUUACCUGACCUGUUUGUCACUGAUAGUGGAAUUGGAAGUGGAGGACAGGACUCUCAUCACAUUACGAUAUUUCAACUGAAAAGAGAGCUGAAGAAAUGCCAGGAUGCUUUGGCCACAGAUGAAGAGUUAUUCAGUUUAAAAGCAGCUGAACUGAAGGAUGCACUUGGGCACAUACAAGCUUUAGAACAGGAAAAGGAAGAAUAUUUGGCAGCUUUAACAGAAUCCCAAGAAAGAUGUCGCAUUCAAAAUGACAAAAUAGUUGAACAACAACUUGUUAUGGAUCAACUCCAAGAAGAAUUACAGCUCCGUAAAACUGAAAAAGUUUCAAUUCAUAGCAGAGGUUCAGAGGAGGUACCUUUAGCUGUGGCCACAGCCAGAAGACCGCACAGUGUACCAUUAUUAAAAAUCCAUCUUAAGUCUUUCAAUGUAAUACAAUCCAAUCAAGCUACUCACUGUACAGAUUCCAGAAAGGUGCACACAAGCCCCCCUUCAUAUGCUCUUGAUAGAGUGGUGGCAAGUUUUCGAACGCGCAGUCAGAUGUUAGUUGAUCACCUUGAAGACCGUGAUGAGGUUAUUCGUCAUAAAUUAGAUGAUGAUAGUGACGAUGAGGAAGAAGAAGAUAAGAAAGAAAACAUAAAUAUACAACUUCCAAGGCACCCAAUAAAUCAGACUUGGACUCAGAAACAAGCCAAUGUGAUUAACGACACAAAGUUAUUAAAAAAAAAUUUCACAAUGGACAAUCAAGGACAAGGUGACAACAAAACAGAAUUGGACUCAGAGAAAGCUCCACAAUUGAAAUCCUCCUCUGAGGCUGACCGCUUACGUCAGAGCCAAGUGUUAAACAUGAAGAAAUUGAAGACAGCAGACAUGGAUGUGGCGCAUUCCAAGCAGAAAAUAAGGGAACUUGCCAUCAAUAUUCGUAUGAAGGAAGAACUCAUUAAAGAAUUGGUUAAAACAGGUCAGGAUGCCCAAGCUGUAAACCGGCAGUAUUACCAAAAGAUCACUCAAUUAGAGCAAGAAGCUGAGCAAGCCAAGACUGAGCUGUCAGAAGCUCAAAAACAAUUACAGGAACUGGAGAACAAGGAACUUCGGGAUGCCGCAGAGAAAAUAAAGCUACAAAAAGAAUUCCGCAAGAAAAUGGAAACAGCCAAAGUUAAAAUGCAGACCCUGCAGAGGAAACAGCAGGAAACAAGGAAGUUGUUUUCUUUAUCAGCGCAGAGUGAGAAGCGUUUGGUCCAACUGAGCCAGAAUGUCUCAAACAUGAAACAACAGCAACAGCUGCUUCAGAAGAAACUGCAAGAAGAAAGCGAGAAAAAACGAAAACUGGAAAAUGAGAUUCAAAGAGAUCAGCAACUAAUUAAAGAGUUGGAACAAAAGCGAGAACAACAGCAGAAAAUUCUGAAAAAGAAAACUGGAGAGAUUACCCAUCUGAAGAAAGCAAAGUGCUCCCCUAUCAUCUCACAGGAACAGCAGAGGAUUGAUGAACAACGCAAAUGGCUGGAUGAGGAGGUGGAGAAAAUUCUGCAGCAGAGACAAGCUCUAGCUGAGUUGGAAGAAGACUUGAGAAAAAGGGAAGUUAUUGUAGACAAAAAAGAGGCACUAUUAAAGGAGAAAAACCAAUUGGAAAUGAAAAGGUUACGCUCCAGUCAGGCUUUGAACAAAGACAUUUUAAAUUUAUCUACUCGUUUAAACACAAUAGAAAGGGAAUUAUCAGACAAAAGCACUCAACUUCAGAACAGUACUACAGAGGAAAGAAAAACCAUUUCGCAAGAGAUGCAAGUACUUCAACGGGAAAGAGCUCAACUGCUGAAAAGAAGACACUAUCUGGAUGAAAAAUUAGAGCUUGGAAAUGUUCUGUCACCCGAGGAAGAGCGAAUACUCUUCCAGUUGGAGGAAGGCAUUGAAGCUCUGGAUGCUGCCAUAGAAUACAAAAAUGAAGCUAUUAACUGUCGCCAACAUUCAUUGAGGGCCUCAGAUGGUAGCCUUACCCAAAAUGAGGCAAAUGUAAUGUUUAGACUGGGUGCUUUAUCGGCUGCUGAGACAAGAGUCCUUCUAUGCAGAUACUUUAAUAAGGUGGUUAGCCUACGUGAGACUGAACGCACUUUGCAGGUACAAUGUGCAGAAAUGUCUGUGAAGAUAACUGAACAAGAGAAUGUAGUCCAUGAAUUAGAAUCUGCAGUGGAACGUUUAUCAAUGGAGAUAGACAGACGACUAACUCUGCAACAGAAGGAGCAUGAACAGAAGAUGCAGUUGGUCUUACAGUACUUUAAAGACAGAAGUGGUGAUGGACCUGCAGAUGGCAUUAAGGCAUAUGAAUCAAAAAUUCAACAAUUGGAGAAGGACCUGUAUUUCUACAAAAAAACAAGCAGAGAAUUAAAGAAAAAACUGAGGGAGUUGGUUGAAUCGUUAAACCAGAAUCAGCACAUGGCAGCUUCAAAAAAUAAUGGCACUGGUAAUACAGUAUUAAGCUCAGGAGGAGCAGACGUUUUUAUAAAGGAACAAAAAUGGGCUUCGAGACCAUCUAAAAAUGAUGAAGAAGAAAAUACCAGUCCUCCAGCCAUACCUGGAAUACACAAAAAUCAGAAAUCAUUGGAAGAAAUUUCUAAAAUGGCAAAUGUCUCCAUGAAAAUGACACAUGAGGAAGAGUAUUUAUUCAGUUCAGAAACGACAGAUGAAGCACAGCUAUCAAACGCCCUCUCUUCAUCUCUUAAGCCUUCUCGGUUAAUUGAGAAGACAUCGCAGCUUCAUGUCAUUACUCCUGUAAGAUUAUCCCGCAAAGAGCUGCGGCAGAUUACUGCAACACAAGUGUCCAUGAGACGCCCAAGUUUCAGUAACAGCAUAAACUCUAUUCCGGCAGAUUCUACUGAAAUAAACAGGAAAUCGGUGGACUUCAAUAAGUAGCAUAAAAUUUGAUUGUUAUGAAUCUUGCAACGUUCUUACACUGGAAACAACUGAGCUAAUUCCUGAUUUAGCUGGGAAAAUCUGGUUUAAGGAUGUGGCUUGCAAUUGAAAGCGGUAUUGUUCCAAAUGAAUUCUGUUCAGAAAGACCCACAUCCAGCAAUACAUUUCUCCAGAGAUGAUCAGUUCUCCAAUCUGUAAAGACUAAUGGGAAAAAAAACUAGUCUUGCAGUUCUGCUUCUAACAUUUUCAUAUUGAAUUAUCAGAAAAUUGUAGUAUACUACACAUAUCUCUGAAUUGAAGACUAGAAUGCACAAAUAUUACUGGAGUGAAUGACGGAAAACACAGUUGGAAUAAAACUAUAGCACAUGAAUGGUUACUUACUAAACUGAACUGGGCCAUCAAAGGCCACUUAUUUCUAUCCGAAUAACAACACCUCAUCUCAUCUGCAACUGACACCCAUGUAUUUUGUUAUCUUAACUAUUCAAAUGCACUCUUGACCAGCCUCAUGUUCUACACUCAUAAAGUGUAAAAGUCCAUGACCUAAUUUGUGCCACAUCCUUGCCACCAAUCAUCCCAGUGCUUGCUGAUCUACAUUAGCUGAGCAGUGUGUUGAUUUCUGGUGUUGGUUUUCAAAUCUCCCCGGGCCUACUUGCUUCCUUUUUCUGAAUCAUCCUGAAGCCCUGAAUUGUCUGUAAUAUCUGCAUUCCUGCAAGUCUGGAAUUAUGAACAUCCCCAAUUUCAAAUGCUUCAUCAUUGAUGAGUGUACCUUCAGCUGCCGAAACGUUCAUUGUGUAAUUCUCUCGCUAAGCCUUUCCUCCUGUCUUCCCUGCUUAAAACCACUCCCUGGCCUAAAAUUUCUUGGAAUAAAAUUUGUUUUAAUCCUGCUGUGAAAGGCAUGGAGGCAUUUUAGGAUAUUAAAGAUGCUAAAUAAGUUGUUUCUUUGGGGAAAUUGAAAGUAAUAUAAUUUGCACAAUAAAAGCAUCCCUCUGUAGCUUUUCAUAAUUUAGAGAAAAACAGAACCAGAAACAGCUUGAUUUCGGAAUUUCAUUUGCAUAAUCACCUUAGAUCAUGCUUAAAUGUCUGUGAAUAACGAGUAGAUAAAUGGAUGGAUUAAUGCCUUUCAGAAGCUCUGUUUGAUGGUCACUCAGCAUAACUUCUCAGUGUCUUGUGUUUUAAAAAUGCCAGUGGUGAACUUAAUACCCCAAGCAGUCUACUUCUUGAAAUUGUGUCAUCUGCACCAGGGUCAAUCCAAGAACCAAUACAUGCGUUAAUAACAUUAACAUGGCUUAAUUGAUAGAAUAUUUCCCUCACUUUAGAGGUUUUUUUAAAAUUUGCACUGUUUGGGAUCUACCCCAAGAAGAACAGAUUACCCAUCCAUUCUUGAAACUUCCUAAUUUUAAUUUUCAUUUAAUUAGAAGGUCUGUGUUAUGACUGUGCAAACUUUGUUGAUGAACAAGUCAAAUCUCUAAGAGAUUGUGCACUCAAGCCUCAUUACAGAACAUGAACUUCGUACUGAUCAGUAUCAGUGUUGCAGUCUUUUGAAUGAAACAUAAAAAUGAAACCGCAUAUGAUGGUUCAAAUAAAUGUUUUGAAGGUCCCAUGGCACAAUUGAACAGUGAGACCAGGGAUGCUUCUGAUGUACUGGCUAUUAUUCUUCCCAUAUAAACAUCACUAAAAAUGAUCUGAUUGGCAAUUUAUGUUGUUUGAUGUUCAAAUCCAUUCCAAACAUGUGAGAUGAAUAUAUCCUUUUUAGUGGGCCAGAUGCAAUGAGUUUGAAAACAAUUAUUUUAGUUCUACUAAGCAUAGGUCUAUACCAUGUAAUGCCCUGAACUUGAUGCUAAUUGGUAGUUUUGCUCAGUUGUUGAUAAUGGAAAAAAUUGAUACAUCGGUAUAGCAGGAGUGCUGAUCUGAGGUUGUGGCUGAGGCUUUUCAUUAGGACUGAGUAGAAAGAGCUUUACUCACCAUUAAAUUGGAUAUUGCUAAAUCUGGCUCCAAGCGUGUUUGAUGACAGCACUAGUCGGCUCCCUAGAAUCAACAUUCCUCAUCUUGUGUACGGAACGUAUUUGCUACUUACUGUUGAAUUUUUCCACAUAAUUCUAGUGAGAAGUCUAAAUUCAGAUUUUACUUGGUGAAAAACACUUGUGUCAUCAAAUGUUCUUAAUCAGAUGACAAUACUGUUAUUUUGCAGAUGUGCAGUUCAUGGUAUUCUGGCAAUCCAAAUGUGUUCCAUUUCUGUUCCAAUGGUGCCAUGGUCCAAUUUUAUUCAGUGUUCUACGUUUUGUUCUUUUUUGUACUUUAAGGAAGGUGUUUUAGAAUUCCAGUGUAAUGGAUUUUUUUUUGUAGAAGCAUUUUAUGAUUACACUUGUUAAUUUUAUUUAAAGGAAAUUUUGUUUUUGUGCAAAAAUAAAAGAAUGUAAGAUUCUCUUGCUGAAAUAAAUCAAUAUUUUCAGUAAAUGCAGUCAGUACCAGGAUCCUUUAAAAAUAUUAGCAACUAUUAUGGUUGAAAAUUUUUUGAUCUUGCAAGGAAUUAAGGGCUACAGGGAGAGUGCGAGUAAGUGGAGUUGAAAUGCCCAUCAGCCAUGAUUAAAUGGCAGAGUGGGAUCGAUGGGCCGAAGGUCUUACUUCCAUUCCUAUGUCUUAUGGAAAAUAAUUUUAAAUAAAAGUCAAUAAUGUGAAUAAUAAUAGUUAUUUAUAAUUCAAAUGUGUCUUGUUGAUGAAAUUCAUUCAAACAUUUUCAGAAUUUGGGCCCAUUUGUGCUGAGUUGUUAGCAGCCAUAUGGAUUCCAAAUCAAAUCUAGAUGUUAUUUUUGUUCGCUUCAUUUAACAUCAAAUUCAAAAUAUAUUUUUGUACUUAUUGACUGAGCAUUCUAAUUCUCCCAGAAAAUGCUGAACAUGACUGAAUCCCAAAAUCCCUUAACAGUAUUUCUAGAGACUUUUUAACAUCACUGACAUCUUUAUUUUCUGCUUUCAUAUAAAAAGAUAAAUAGAUCACUGCUACAGUGUAAACUUGAUUUGCAACAUUUCAGUUAAUCCGUUAGGUCUGAGAAAAACUUCAUGCCUAAAGCAUUUGGAACUGUCUCUUUCUGAAUUUCUCUAACAUUCUUUCAUAAUUAUAUCUAUGUAAACACACUGAACAGUAAAGAUUAUAUAGACAUUUCAUCCUAAAUCUCAAAUUCACUAGCCAAGUCAUUUCUCAAAUUUAUUCCAGCAAAUUCUUUGAUUUCUUUUUUCCAAAUAUCAAAAUAAUCUGUGCAGCUGCCUUCAUGGCUACCUAUCAUAUUCUGACACCAGUCUCCCCCACAUCCCCUGCUUAAUAUCACUCAUAAUAUCCACCUUUCCUCUCAACUCUAUUUCCCUUCCUGAUCCCAUAUAAGCUAAGACUAUCUACAACUCAUUCCUCAGGCAUUAUCUGUUUAAACCAUUGACAUCAUUCCUACAGAAAGACCUAUCAGAAGAAAUAGGAGCAGGAGUAGACCAUCUGACCUGUCAAGCCUGCUCUGCUAUUCAAUAAUAUCAUGGCUGAACUUUUCGUGGACUCAGCUCCACUUACUUGCCCACUCACCAUAACCCUUAGUUCCUUAACCGUUAAUAUGUUUACUAAUUUUGCCAAUUUCCCUUCAUUGUCUGGGAGAUAAGACUUAACUCCAUGCCUAAGACUACUAAAUCUUCCUAUCUUUCUAACAAUACCAAAGCAGCCCAGUGCAAAGAAAUGAGUGACAUGCUUCAAUCUAUUAGCCUUCCUUGUUCUCAGCCUCUCUGCAAUGUGUUAUAUAGUUGCCAUCCUCGUCCAACAUUAGUCAAAGGCAGUCAGUCUGUCUGAAACAAGGCCUUUUCUUUGCUGUCAAAAUUGUUACUAAAGUAACACAGUAUUCCUAAAAUGUAAGUGUAGCUUUAGUUUGUAGUCGUUGAACUCUAAUUUUUAAAACUCAUAAAUCACGGCUUUCUUUGUGAUUACCCUCAUAAAAUGGUAACCUUGGACUGGAGUUUUGCUCUCAAGUCAGGUGCAUGAAGUGGGAAAUUACCCUACUCACUCCGGUCUUGCAAGGAAAAAGUGCUCCUUAAUUGCAGGAGACAAGUGCAGACUGAGACUUUAUUAUAGAGAUAGCAGGAACUGCAGAUGCUGGAGAA